Molecule: messenger RNA, 1633 nt
Organism: Drosophila biarmipes
Lineage: Eukaryota; Metazoa; Arthropoda; Insecta; Diptera; Drosophilidae
Exons: 3
Coding region: 1156-1398 (80 amino acids)
Molecular function (GO): protein binding
Source: RefSeq, a predicted model, not a curated record
GCAGCAGCAGCAGCAGCCAGAGAUACAAUACCCAAUAACCAAUACCAAAUACCAAAUACUCGAUGCCCAAGGAAAAAACACAAUAAGACAAUCAGAAAGCAGAAAUCAACUACAGGCGAAAUGUGCGGAGAAACAAAAAGAAAAUUGAAGACGACGACACGAGCGUAAAUCUUUUUAGCAUGAAAAAAUUCUAUAAAACUAACAGGCACUGUGUGGUCGGACAUCAUUCGUGCGCUACGACGGCAGACGACAGCCGCAGAUACAGAUACCGGUGCGGAUACAGAUACAGAUACGGAGAUACAUAGAGAUACAGAUAGCCGGUCGGACGGACAGGCCCUGAUUGAUUGAUUGCCGAGCCCGGGCCCACUCCUGCCCAAAAACCGAAAAGGCGAUAGCCAAACCCAAACCAGACGCGAUUCGAAACUAAAAUCAAAGUGCUCUCCCUGCAGUCCAUCCAGUAUCUGCAGCAUCAUCGUCAGCCCAGACCCAGUCCCAGUCCCAGUCGCUGUGUCCAUAUCUAACAGCGGCCAGCAUCCGAGUCCCAGCGGACAACGUCCAGCGCACCAAGCCAUCAAUCAGUCACCGAGUCACCGCGUCAGUUAGUCAAUCGACUAGUCCACUCGCCUGCCGCCUCCGAUUCCGAAUCCGAAUCCAAUUCCAAUUCUGUGCUGGCUGGAGGAUAUCUUCGGUCGGCGCUUUAGUUUCAGUUCGCAUUUGGACGCGUGCUGUGCGGCCUCGCCGAAAGAGAGAGUCGGAUCGGAUCGGAACAGAACGGAACAGAAUUCUGUAUUCUGAUUUCUGAGUUCUCAGCUGCCAGUCCUCAGUUCGCAGCAGUCACUUGACAAUACUAUAUACUCUGAAUCAGAAGCGUGCGCGAAUUAAUCUAAAACCGCAGAAAGAACCAAAACACUGGCCCACACACGUGUCUGAAGUUCAGUGACAAGCCCCAAAUCAGGCGUCCAUAUUCCAUCGAAUAUAUAUAACUCGUGAAAUCGUAAAACACUUUUAAUCAGCCAGAAACCCAGCGCAGGCACGGCAUAAUUAAUUCGUCUGACCCGCAAAGUUCGCCGAGCAAAUACGGUUGUGCAAAGUGUGCUCCCCAUCUAUAAAGUGCGAAAACCUCCCCGGCCAAUCGGAAAACUAACUAUUAGCAACAUGAAGCUGUCUGCAGUAUUCCUGGCGUUGGCGCUGUUCGCCCUCUCGCUGGUCCAGUGCCUCGGCCUGCCCGAUCCCAGCACCAAGUGCGUCAUGGAGUGCGACACGCAGGAGUACGCCUUUAUUUGUGCCGCGGACGACAAGGGCUCCACGAAGUCCUACCGCAAUCUGUGCGUGAUGAAGACGGAGAACUGCCUGCAGAACGCAAACUAUCAAAAGAUCAGCGACAAGGAGUGUCCGUAGAGCUAUGGACCCAUUGGUCUGUAGUCCAGCAGAAAUAACUUAAUCGUGGAGGAGAACGAGUGGACGCGGCUUGGCAUUCCGGAGGACUCUUCUUUCUCGCGUGGUAUUUGUGUGUGAUAUUUUUAAGUUGUACUUCAGCGGAAUACAGAACACGCCCCCGAACGUAAUGCAUAAUGAUAAUGUAUUCUAAAAUUAUGAGUAAUAAAUAUUAAAUAAAGUAAUCGUAACACGCAAA